Molecule: messenger RNA, 16968 nt
Organism: Thecamonas trahens ATCC 50062
Lineage: Eukaryota; Apusomonadida; Apusomonadidae
Exons: 4
Coding region: 1-16968 (5655 amino acids)
Biological process (GO): translation
Cellular component (GO): ribosome
Molecular function (GO): structural constituent of ribosome; RNA binding
Source: RefSeq, a predicted model, not a curated record
AUGGACGCCGUGCUACAAAAGCUCGAGGUCCGCGACCAAGAGGUUGUGCAGAAGGCGCUGUGGCGAGCUGGACAGUACGGCGAGAGGAUCAAGGCGGCUUGCAGGAACGCGGUCGAGGGCGCAGUGAAGAGCAUGGCAUCGUUUGUGGAGACAUACGAUGAGGACAUUAAGCGGUUGACAGCGAGAAACUACGCGUCGCUGAACAAGACACUCGCAGGCAUCCCGCAUCCGGACGAGGCGACACGAACAAAGCUCGCCUUUGCCCAGCUCCGCAUCGACGACGAGUCCAACAUCCGUACCGACAUGACCGCAAACAUCGCCGCGCUUGGCGCUGCCCUCCGCUCUGCAGCAUCCCAGCUCGAUAAUCUUCCGCUGCCGCCGCCGCUGCCGUCUCGGGCCCGCGAGCCGGACGACCGUGUCCGUCACAUGCAGGCACGGGUCGAGGCGCUAGUCUCAGAGCGCGACGUCGCGCUCGCUGCACACCGCUCAACGGUGGCAGAACUGGAGCUUGAGCGCUCCCGCUACGAUGUACUCGACAAUUUGUAUCACUCGAGUCUGCGCGAGGCUCAAGCAGCGGUCGCCGAUCUAGCGGCCGUGGUCAAGCCGGCGGCGACACCCGCCGCCCCACCCCCAGUCCCGGCCGAACAGCCGGAGCUGGAGGCGCAGCUGGACGAAUUCCAAGCCGCCAAUGCCGCGGCGCAGCUCGAGUGCCUUCGACUGGCCCAGGAACUUGAUGAAGCCCGUGUCCGCGCUCAGGCUGCCGAGGCCGAGCUCGCCGAGCUCUCGCACUUUGCCCACGAUGCAUCUAUGCUCCGUGACGAGGCCGCCGCGCUCAACGACUCGCUGGUCAUCGAGCGCGAAGAGACCAACGCGCUUGCGUCGUCGCUCAAAAUUGCUUUUGACGUCGAGUCCGAGUCGAACCAGGCUCUCCGCGAGAACCUCAAGACCCAGGUCGGCAUCACCAGGACCAUCAAGCGCAAGCUUGCCGCGGCGCAGACUGAGCUCGCCGCGGUUUCGCAAGCCAAGGCCGACGCGCUCGAUCGUGUCCAUUCGCUCGAGGCCGAGCUUGCUGCCAUGCGCGAUGCCGCGGAGCAUGCCGAUUCAGCCAAGGACGCUGCCGUUGACGCCGUUCGCUCCGACAUGGCGACGCAGCUCGCCGAGCUUCUUGAGCAGCUCGACGAGGUCCAGGCCGAGAACGAUGCCUUGCGCACCAGCAUCGACGCCCUCCGCCCAUCAGCGCUUGCGGCAGAUGAGCUGCCGCUACUCAACGAUGAGAUUACCACGCUCCGGGCUGCGCUAGAUGCCGCAACACGCGACCGAGACGCUGUCCGUGCAGACAUGAACCGGAUGCUCGCCGAGCGCGAUGCCGCCCGCGCGGAGCUGGCAUCUGUCCGAGCCUCAUCCCAUGCCCAAGCGCUGGUCGGCUCGGGCCACACUGCCCAAGCCCUCGCCGAGCGCAUAGUGCUCUACGACGAGCUCAAAGCCCAAUACGAUGCGUCGCGGAAGCAGUGGGCUGACCACGUCCGCAUGCUCGAAGAAGCGCUCGAGUCGCAAAAGACCUCGGGUGCAGUUGCCGGCCUCCGCCGCUCGCUCGCCCGCGACUCGGAGCUCAUUCAAGCUGCUCUCGACCGCGACACUUCGCAGGCCUCGAUCUUGGUUGCGCCCUCGGCCGAUCCAGCGCUCAAGCACCAGCUGACAGCCAUGGAGGCCGAGAACCAAGACUUGCGGUCACAGCUCGACCAAGCUAUCCUGCUCAACGAGCGACUGACCUCACUUUCUAUGCUGAGCUCGCCGCGGACGCCCCAGGGCGCCAACCCGAUGGCUCUCCGAGAGCUCGAAGACAGGCUCGAUGAGGCGACACAGCUCAACGCACUGCUCCAAGCCCGGCUCGACCGCGGCUCGCCGGCCUCACAGCGCUCUCCGCUCGCGCCGAUCGAAAACGCGCCGCCUGCUGAUCGCUCCACCAACCGCCUUCACACCGUCAUCGAGGAGCUUAAGAACCAAGCCAAUGAGGCCGAGGCUCUCAAUGCCGCGCUCUCUGCUGACGCGGUCGCCGCCCACACCGCGCACCAAGAGGUCAAGGCUGAGCUUGAGACCGCGCUGGCUGACCUCGCGUCCAUGCGCCUCCGUGCCCGUGAAAACGAGGCAUCCGUUCUCGCGCUUCAAGCCCGGGUGACCGAGCUCGACACCUCGCUUGCCGACAUCACGUUCAACGCCUCGCGCGAGCAAGCAGCCGGCAACGCCGAGGUGCUCGCCGCACUAGCAACCGAACGCGACGAGCUCGCUGCCGAGCGCGAUGCGGUCCGCCGCGAGCUACAGGCCGCCGAAUCCGCUGCAGCGCUGGCGGAUGCGCACGCCCAGCAGCUCGAGGCCCGAGCGAAGCUUCGGGACGACCACAUGCGUAGCCUUCAGGCACGCCUUGCCGACGACGCCAAUAUGACCGAAGACCUCCGAUCCCUCGCUGACGAGGCGGAGGCGCUCAACGCUGCUCUUACCACCGAAGCCGAGCUUGCUCGUCGCGAGGUUGACGAGGCCCGCGCUGAGCGCGACGAAGCGCGGGCCGAGGCCGAGAAGCUCCGCCGCACGGUCACUGCUCACGAGGCUCGAGCCAAGAAGCUCAGCUCGCGAGUUGCCGAUCUCGACGAGUCGCUCUCGUCGCACCGCGAGGCGCUGAUCUCGGAGCGUGACACAGCACUAGCCGCGCUGGCCGAAGCCCAACUUCGGGUGACGGCAGCCGAGGCCGAAGCUGAGGCGCUCCUUGCCCAACUUCGUGGACAGGCCGAUGAGGCCGAAGCGCUCAAUGCUGCACUUGCAGCAGAGUGCACAGCUGCACGAUCAUCGCUCGCUGCUGCCGAAGCCGAUCGCGACGCCGCGCUGGUCGAACUCGACGUCGUCCGCCGCGCCGCCGCUGAUCGCGCGCAUCGCGCCGCCGAACUCGAUACCCGCAUCGACGAGCUUGACUCCUCACUGAGUGCCGUUGCUCGCGCCGCGCGCGAAGGCUCGGCACUGCCGCAUACCUCGGGCCAUCACAACGGAAACGCUCUUGCUGAGGAGCGCGCAACACUGGUUGCCGAGCGCGACGCGGCGCGGGCCGAGGCAGACGCUGCGAGAGUCGAGGUUGAGUCCGCUACCGCACGGGUUGCCGAGCUCGAGGCGCAGGCCUCGCUUCGCGAUGCACGGACCCAGGAGCUCGAGGCGCAAGCCUUGGUCGCCCUUGAGACGUCUCGUGCCCGUAUUUCCGAACUCGAGGCGCUGACCCUCGAGACAAACGAGUUUAACGCAGCGCUUUCUGCAGAAGUUUCGGAGGCGCGCCAUGCCGAGGCCGAGGCUAUCUACGAGCGCGACCAAGCGCUGGCGCAGCUUGAAGCCCUUCAUGUGACCGCGCGGGCGAGGGCGGAACAGGCGGCGAAGCUCGAUGAGCGGCUAGAGCUGCUUGACACGUCGAUCAACACCCAGCUCAUGACCGGCGCUGAGCUCGAGGCGGUCAUCGCCGAGCGUGACGGGGUGGCUACCGAGCGCGAUGCCGCGCAUGUCGCGCUCCGCUCUGCCCGUGCAGAGGUGAACGCCGCUCAGGCCCGCGCCGCCGAGCUUGAUGCGCGCGCGCAAGCAAUGGAGAGCGCUCACAUGGCCAGCUCGGCUCGCGCUGAUGAAAUGCAGGCGCUUGCGGAUGAAGCUGCUGCACUUAAUGCCGCGCUUGCUGCUGAGCACAACGCCGCGGUCACAGCCCGUGCCGAGCUGGAGCACGAGCAGGCUGAGCUUACCGCUCGCGUCGCGGCUCUCUCGUCGGAGCGAAGCGACCUCCAUGCGCGGCUAGAGAAGGCUGCCUCCGAGCGCGAGGCUCUUGUCGCGCAGCUCUCGGGCUCGCAGAGCCCUGUUCAGGCACUGAAGGCUGCAGAGGCUCAGAUUGAGAAGCUCGAGAAGCAGCUCAUUGCACCCGAGCAAGCGCUCGCCGAUGCCCAUGUGCUCUUGGCCGAGCAAGCGCAACGGCUGUGCACGCGUGAUGAAGAGCUUGCUACCGCGCACAUGCGCGUCGGGGAGCUCGAGAGCCUACUUGCCGGUGCCAACACGCGUGUGACAGAGCUCCAGAGCGCACUAGAGUCAUCCACGCGACCCGAAAGACAUAACCUCGACGACAAUUCACUUGUUGUCGAGAUGGAGAACACGCUGACAGGUGCACAUGCCCGCAUUGCUGAACUUCUGGCUGAGCGCGACGGCCUGACAGCUGCGUUGGCGAGACACGAGGCUCGGGCGCGCGAGCUUGAGUCGAAGGUUGCCAACCUCGACUCGUCGCUACACGAGGUCGCUGAGAAUGCCGAGGACAAGGCGCGAUCUGAGCUUGCUGACCUCAAGGCAGAGCGCGAUGCUGCGGUUGCCGAGCUCGAAUCUGUGCGCGCCCAGCUGGAGCGAGAGCAUGCGCUCGGGGAGGAGAAGGUGCGGUCUGCAACAGUCGAAGUCGAGACGCUGCGAGCCGAGCUGGACGAAGCGUCGACGCUCAAUGGGGCACUUGCGGUGGAAAACGCUCGGCUGGCUACGCUCGAAGCCGAGCGCGAUAGCCUCGCGCAAGAGAACCAAGCGCUGUGUGAGCGUGUUGGCAAGCUCGCUGCGCUGCGCGACGAUUCUGCCGCAGACGCGCGGAGCCACAAGUCGGAGGCUCUGGAGGCCUCCGCAGUUGCCAUCGCUCGUCUCGAGGAGCGGCUUGCAGCCGAGCAGCAGAGCCGCGAGGUUGUCGAGCGCGAGCGGGCGUCGCUGAUAGAGGCCAUGGCCCAGACGCGCGAGGCCAUGGCAACCGCCAUGACCUCCAUGGAGCGUGAGCGUGAGGCUCACGUCCAGGCGCAUGCAGCAGAACUUCGUGAGGCGCUCGCUCAAAUGGAUGCGCUGGAGUCUGCUAACGUGUCAUUGUCGAACGAGGCCGAACGGGCGCGCCUUGAUGCUUCGGCCAUACAUGAGCGCAGCGAUCGCGAGUCUGAGACCCGGGUGGAGUUUCUUGAGGCCGAGGUUGUCCGCCUUCUCGGUGAGGUGGCUAGCGCGCGUUCUGACGCCGCUGCAGCUGCUGCCGAUACGACGCCCGCUGCUGAUCCCACUCUAGACGGUGCUACCGUAGAGGAACUUCAGGCCCGCCUUGCCCACCACCAGGCGAGUGCUGAGCAGUACCAGGCUCGUGUCCUGAGUGUUCUUCGCGGUGCCGAAGCGCUUGUGGACGGCCCUAUCAACUCGAUCGCUGACGUCCUGCGUGCAAUGUCUGCGCUAGAGCUCGAGCGCGACAUGGCACGUGACUCGCUGGCUUCGCUUCGCGAGCACGCUGCUAGCUCAGACGCCGAGUUGGCCCGGACCAAAGCUCAGGCAGCGGUCCUUGGUGACAAGCUCGAGGUUGCGCUCGCAGAAAAUGCCACGCUCCAACAUCUUGUGACUCGGCUCCAGUCCGCGCUGGCUGAGGAAACCGCGCGGUGGAGCGAGGCUGCCUCUCGCGAGCGCUUUGCGCGCGCUUCAGCCGACUCUUCAUGGAUCUCGCGCCUCGACGAUAUGGGCGAGCAGCUCGAUGCUUCGCUCGCCGCCAACUCGACCCUCUCGCACGAAGAACACAUGCUGCGAGGGCAAGUCGACGAUCUUCAGGCCGUCGUCCGUGGAGCCCAUGGCUCUCUAGACGCACACCUUGAGACCUUGCAGCAGAUGCGGGCGUUGGCUUGUGAGUUUGUGGCGCCUGCGGAGCCUGGCGAUGUUUCGCAGGACAUUGCCGAUCAGGCUCGCGAAGUGGAGGCCGGUAUGGCAGAGCUCGAGGCCGCGCUGCUGGAGGCCCGCCACUUUUCGCUCUCGUCAUCGUCUGUGGCCACACUCUCGGAUGCCUCGUUGGUGAGUCAUGAGUCGCACAUUGGCGUGGCUGCUAGCGACGAUCGGGCUACCCAGCUGGAGGUCGAGCUUGCCGAGCGCAAUCGCCUCAUUGCUGAUGUUGUGGCCGAGGUGCGUGGCACACUCGGACUCCGCCAGGUCGAGGUCGCCCGGGUUGUCCGCGCUGCUGUCGAGCUCAUCGACGCGCGCGCACCUGACGCUGGGAUCCGGGCUGAGGUCGUUGAGCUCCGUGGCAUGCUUGAAGCCGAAUCCAUGCGGUUUGAGACCGCUCGGGCUCGUGCUGUAGACGCAGUGUUUGCGGGCAAAGAGGCUGAGCUAGAGGAGACUCUGGCCGAGGUUUCUGCCCAGCUUUCGGCGCGCGAUGCUGAGCUUGCUGCUACGGUGUCCUCGAUGCGUGCUCAGGCUGCACGAGUGACCGAAGCUGCCAAUGUCGCAAGAGCACUGGUUGAUGCCGGUAUGCCUGACGAGGGCCUUCGGACUGAAGUCCUUCGACUCUCCGAAGCACUCGAGGUAGCACAGGCGGAGGCUAUCGAUGCGCUGCUUGUUCAGGACGAUGCCGACUCGUCAGCAGAUAGUGCAAUCUCGUGUUCAGGAAGUGCGGUGUCAGACAUUGCCCCGCCUCUUCCUCUUGAAGGGCUCGCCUCUGACACUCCCGAGUCUGACGGUGCUCGGCGCGAUGCUGACCGCGAGCUUGAUGCUCUUUGUAUCGAGCUGGCAGCUGCGCGUGGUGCCGAGGCCAGUGCGCGGGCUCGUUUGGAGGCUGUUUGUGGAAUGUUGCGGAUGCACUUGGAUAGCCUCGCGGCUAUCGCGGUCGCAGGUGGGGAGCUUGUGGAGGCUGGGGCUGCCGGCGAAUUGCUUCGAGAUGAGGUUGUCCGGCUGGCGGAUGCGCUGGAAGCAGCUCGUGCCCAGGCAGUCAACGAGGUCUUUGCGAACGGCCAAGAUGGCGACGAGGCUCGGGAUGAGCUUAAUGCCGAGUUGGCACUCUCGCGAAAGCGAGAAGAGGUUCUGGAGAACCGGCUAGAGGCGAUGGGUCUCGAGCUGGCCGAGUCGACAGCCAAGGUUGCUGCGCUUGAGGCCAGCGUCGACGAGCUGGUCGUGGAGGCUGAUGAGCUCAAGAGGCGCGAGACCGAGGCUGCCGAUGCAGCUGGAACUAUGGCCCACGAAUUGGACGAAGCUGAGGCUUCUGUGGCGAUUCUGCAAAAUGAGCUGUCGGUCUCGCGCAAGCGGGAAGAGGUGCUCGAGACCCGGCUGGAAGAGACGUGCCUUCAGCUGGCUACGCUGAGUGACGACACAGUCGUGAUGCGUGACAGUGUGGUCGACACGCUGCGGGCACGGCUGGCGGUGCUGGCCGAAGCCGCCGCGGCUGCAGAUGGUCUCAUUGUCGCAGGGGGCGAACCGGUUGAUGCGCUUCGGGAUGAAGUUGUCCGACUGGCGGAUGCGCUGGAAGCAGCUCGUGCCCAGGCAGUCAACGAGGUCUUUGCGAAUGGCCAAGACGGCGACGAGGCUCGGGAUGAGCUUGAUGCUGAGUUGGCACUCUCGCGAAAGCGAGAAGAGGUUCUGGAGAACCGGCUAGAGGCGAUGGGUCUCGAGCUGGCCGAGUCGACAGCCAAGGUUGCUGCGCUCGAGGCCAACGUCGACGAGCUGGUCGUGAAGGUUGAUGAGCUCGAGAAGCAAAAGGCUGAAAUGGCGAAGCGUUUGGCUGCCCUGCAAGACGAGCUGGGCGAGGCUCGCGAACACAAACGUCUCCUCGAGGCGCGGCUGACGAAGUCUGGUGUAGAGCAAGCUGCGCUGGGAAAGGACUUGGUCGGUACUCUGCGGGCAAGACUUACAGUUGUGGCUGAAGCGGCCAAUGCGGCAGGCGAUCUUGUCGCGGCCGGCAUUGUCGAUGAGUUGCUUCGUGGCGAAGUUGAUCGGCUGACCGUAGCGCUGGAGGCUGCGCGCGCCCAGGCUGUCAACGAGGUGUUUGCGGGUGAAAAGCCCAGUGAUGAGACUGAUCCGGAGCUUGAAGCUGAACUGCUUCUCUUGCGGGAGCGAGAGGCGGAACUGGAGAACAAGCUAGAGGUGGCUGAUCGUGAGCUGGCUGAGUCGACCGCCGAGGUUGCUCGGCUUGAGGCCGAGAUUGGCGAGGCCAAGGCGCGCGAGGCCGCGGUCACCGCAGAUUUGGCCGCGACGAAUGCCGAGCUAGUGGAAGCCCGCUCAGCGCUGGGUUCAGUGGUUGUCGUUGACGAUACGACAGUAAGUGCACGGCUGGAUGACUUUAAUGUGAGCAGCGAUGAUGAUGGUGACGAUAAUAACGAGCUGGAGCCUGGCGAGUCGAUGCUGGACGUGAGCGAACUUCGGGAGACACUCGGAGAUGCAUGUGAGGAUGCCGAGGACCGGCUGGUCCAAAUCCGCCGGAUCAUGCGCGUGGCCGGCGAGCUGGUCGAGUCAUGGGCAAUGCCUAACGAGCGGCUGCGCAACGAGAUCGCCGAGCUGCGUGAGGAGCUGGCGGUGCGUGCACAGCGGGAGCACCUCUCGCUUGAUGAGUUCAACCUGAGUGACGAAGAGCCCGGGUUUGACGUCAGCGAUUCGUCCUCGGUCUCGUCGCUUGAGUGUUCGAUUGCGGACACGCCGGUCGUCCGCCGGGCUGCGGUCGCUCUCGCACAUGCGUCGCCGCAAUCGCCAACCGUUGCACUUCCUGCCGCCGGCAGUGCCUCUGAGUUGGAUGUGUUGCGGGUGCAACACGCGCGCCUUUCCGAUUUGCUUGCAGCGCUGAUGGCGACCGAGGGCAGUGAGGCAGGGGCUGCAGCGGUGGCACAAAUGGAGGAGCUCGCAGCCGAGAAUGCACGCCUCCGCCAUGACAGAGGACUCUUGUCGGACGCUGAAGCUGGAUUCCGAGCACGCGACGCUGGAAGCGAAGCUGAGCUAGCCAAGGCAGCGGCCAAAAUUCGGAUGCUGGAGGACACGCUGAAGGAGGCGAAGACCGAGGCCGAUGCCGAGCGGACCUUGAUGACACGACGUGGUAUCGCCAUGGCGGAAAAGUUCGAGUCCGCCCAGAAGCUUCUCCGCCAGUACCUCGAGUCCGAGCAGGCCGGUGAGGCGUCAACGACGCGGCUUGUUGAGCAGCUGACUGAGGACAAGCUUGCGCUUGAAGGCCAGCUGGAAGAUGCCAAGGCCAAGUCAAGGCAAGCCAUAGGUUUGGAGCGCAAGCUGGCUGAGGCACAGAUGGAGCUCCAGGUGAAUGCACGCAAGUACGAGGCGCGUCUUGUGGCGCUGGAGGCCAAGCACUUGCGGGUGAAGAGCAUGCUAGAGACCGUGCUGGAGCGCGAGGACGGGACCGCAAACAACGUGCUGGUGGCAAACGUCGAGUCGCUGCUGGACGAAAUCGCCGAGCUGCGCGGCCAGAACGAUGCGCUUUCGCGCAGCAUUCUGAACACGCCGUCUGGACCACCAGACGCGAUUCUUAUGCCGAUGCGGUCGGCAAUGUCGUCGGAAGCGUCACGUGAGCAUCUGCGGGAGCGGUACGAGGUUGUCUCGGAAGAGAAAGCGCGCUUGGAGGGCGAGGUGACGCGACUUGGCGAGGCACUUUCUGCACACGAGGCUGCGCUCUGCGCGUUGGCUGAGGAGCACAAGGCGGCGCAGGCGGCGCGUGGCGACGUAGACACGGAGACGAUGCGGCUCCAAGAGGCCAAUUCGCGGCUCCGUGACCAGCUUGGGAGGCUCAAUGCCGACCUUGCCGAGGCGCACGGCGCAGUAGAUGAGGCGCAGGCCAAAGCCAACGAGGCGCUGCGGCAGGCCGCGGCCGCCGAGGCUGACCUUGCUGCCGAGCGCGAAGCCGGUGAGCUACGUGAAGAGCGGCUUGCGGCGCGGCUCAAUGCGCUGAUGGAGAAGUUUUAUGUGGUCCAGAGCGCGCUGGCGUCGUAUGCAGACGACGAAGAGUCUGGAGCGGAGAAGCUGAGCGCACAACUGGUGCGGCUAUCGUCGGAAAAGUCGCAGUUGGAAGAGGAGCUUGCGGCAGCCGAGGCGCAGGCGCAGCAGGGCAUUCUUUUGGAGCAGAGGCUGCAAGAACGCGAGCGUGAGGUCGAGGCCCGUGACGGGCGGUAUGAGGCCAAGAUCUCGGCGCUAGAAAACCGACUUAGCCAGUUGAUGAGUCUUGUGGCGCAGGCACUGGAGGGUGAGGACGCGGCCGGGUCGAUUGUGGAGCGGGUUGGGUUCCUUGCGGAGGAGAACGAGGCGCUGCGCCACGAGAACGAGCAGCUGCUGGGCGUGGUUCGCCUACAGGACAUGUCCGGGCGGACGUCGUCGGAUCACGAGGCGCUGGACCGGCUGGCCAUGGACGAGCAGUUGUCGCGGGCGCGGGCACGGAUUGCGAUUGCCGAGAGUGCCAAGGUGGAAGCUGAAGUGCGCGCCGAACAGGCGCGAGCGCGCGCACUUGCCCUGGAAGAGGCUGCCACCGGACGAUUUGAGGACUCGGGGCUAGCCGAUGAGUUAGAGCGGCUACAAGUGAUGUGGCGCGAGAGCGAGGCGAGCAAGACAGAGCUCGAGGUCGAGGUGGCCAAGAUGGAGGCGCGAAUCCGGGCCAGUGCAGCAGACACAGCUGCGCUAUCGCGUGUCCGGACCCGGCUGGAGGUGGCAGAGGGCGAGUUGGUCGAGUCACGUCAGCGACGCAAGAAUGCCGAGGUCCGGGCUGCAGAGCUCGAGGUUAUGCUCGAGCGCGCAAAUGACCACAUCACGCGCCUCGAGCGAGCCGUCGGGUCUGGGGAUGAUGCUGCGGAAGCCGAUGCUGCCUCCGUUUCGGUGCUCGAAGCCAUGCUGGAGGCCAAGGAGGGCGCGCUCGCAGAUGCCGAGGCUGCGCACAAGCAAGUGGUGGACGCGCUCGAGAGCGCGCUUGCGGAUCAGGGCCGGGUGUUGUCACGGUCGAACGCGGCCCGCGCCGAGCUUCAAGUCCAUGUGGGUGAGCUUGAGGCGCGGCUAGCCGAGCUGAGCGGCGCACCAAAGGUAGUGCUGACUCCCGAGGAUAGCGUGGAGGUCCGGCAAGAGGAUGUGGAUGUCGGCAAGAUGACUGCGCUCAAGGCGUCGCUGCUCGAGAAAGAGGCAAUCAUCAAGUCGCUGCGAGCUGAGGCCGAGCGGCAAGCAAGCACCGCAGCGGAGCGGAUUGCUUUUCUGGAGAAUGUAGGUGCCGCCGCCGAGCCGUGUGCUGUCGCCGACAACAAGGAGCCCGAUGCCAUAGUUGUGGAGUUGGAGGCUUUGCUGGCGACAAAGGUGGAAGAAGUCGAUGCCGCUGUCGCCAAGAACGGUGAGCUGGAGGCCAAGAUCAAGAACUUGGAGUCCAGAGUCGAAGAGCAGAGUAUGACUGUCGGUGAGGUCGAGUCUGUCCUGCGCGACGAGCUUACUCUCGAGGCCUCGCUUGCAGAGAAGACUUCUGCGAUCACAACUUUGGAGGCCGAGGUCAAGAAGAUGGAGGCCGCCGUCGCCGCACACGAGGUCAUGCUGGAGGAUGAACGGAGCGCUUCGGCUUCCAAGAUCGAGGAGCUCGAGACUGUGGUGACUGGGCUUGAGGCCUCACUGGCGGAGAGGACCAGCUCAAUCGCCACACUCGAGGCCGAGGCCGAGAGGAUGGAGGCCGCCGUCGCCGCACACGAGGCCACGCUGGAGGAUGAACGGAGCACUUCGGCGUCCAAGAUCGAGGAGCUCGAGACUGUGGUGUCUGGACUCGAGGCCUCACUGGCGGAGAAGACCAGCUCAAUCUCCGCACUCGAGGCCACGCUGGAAGAUGAACGGAGCAUUUCGGCGUCCAAGAUCGAGGAGCUCGAGACUGUGGUGACUGGACUCGAGGCCUCACUGGCGGAGAAGACCAACUCAAUCGGCACACUUGAGGCCUCGUUGGAGGAUGAACGGAGCGCUUCAGCGUCCAAGAUCGAGGAGCUCGAGACUGUGGUGACUGGACUCGAGGCCUCACUGGCGGAGAGGACCAGCUCAAUCGCCACACUCGAGGCCGAGGCCGAGAGGAUGGAGGCCGCCGUCGCCGCACAUGAGGCCACGCCGGAGGAUGAACGGAGCACUUCGGCGUCCAAGAUCGAGGAGCUCGAGACUGUGGUGACUGGACUCGAGGCCUCACUGGCGGAGAAGACCAACUCAAUCGCCACACUCGAGGCCAAGGCCGAGAGGAUGGAGGCCGCCGUCGCCGCACACGAGGCCUCGUUGGAGGAUGAACGAAGCGCCUCAGCGUCCAAGAUCGAGGAGCUCGAGACUGUGGUGACUGGACUCGAGGCCUCACUGGCGGAGAAGACCAACUCAAUCUCCGCGCUUGAGGCCUCGUUGGAGGAUGAACGGAGCGCCUCAACGUCCAAGAUCGAGGAGCUCGAGACUGUGGUGACUGGACUCGAGGCCUCACUGGCGGAGAAGACCAACUCAAUCGCCACACUCGAGGCCGAGGCCGAGAGGAUGGAGGCCGCCGUCGCCGCACACGAGGCCACGCUGGAGGAUGAACGGAGCGCUUCAGCGUCCAAAAUCGAGGAGCUCGAGACUGUGGUGUCUGGACUCGAGGCCUCACUGGCGGAGAAGACCAACUCAAUCGCCAUACUCGAGGCCGAGGCCGAGAGGAUGGAGGCCGCCGUCGCCGCACACGAGGCCUCGUUGAAGGAUGAGCGGAGCGCCUCAGCGUCCAGGAUCGAGGAGCUCGAGACUGUGGUGUCUGGACUCGAGGCCUCACUGGCGGAGAAGACCAACUCAAUCGCCACACUCGAGGCCGAGGCCGAGAGGAUGGAGGCCGCCGUCGCCGCACACGAGGCCUCGUUGAAGGAUGAGCGGAGCGCCUCAGCGUCCAAGAUCGAGGAGCUCGAGACUGUGGCGAGUGGACUCGAGGCCACGCUGGUGAUGAAGACUACUUCGAUCGAAACCAUGUCGCGAACGAUCCAGCAAGUUGAGCACGAGCGCGAUGAUACCGUGGCCCAAGCCGAGCGGCUUGAGGCCGAGCUGCGGAGGGCAAUUGCAGCCCGCGACGCCCGUGACGCUGACCUUCUUGCUCUGGAGGACGAGCUGACGACGGUGCGAAACUCGCUCCGUGACGCCCGCUCGCAGGCGGCAGCCGCACAGACUGCAUGUGACGAUGCUGUAUUUGAAGCCGAGUCGCUCACCUCGCGGCUCGAGGCUGAGCAGGCGCGGCUAGCAAAGACCCAAGACGAGCUGGCUGCCACCACUGAGCGUGCCGAUGAGGCCGACCGCAUUCUAGAGCGGUCGGCAGCUGCCAUGGCUGAAGUUGACGACCUGCGGACGAGCAACACGGCGCUACUUGCCGAGAUUGCGCAGCUCUCGGCUGAGGCCGAGGACCGUGUCGCCGCUGCCGUCGCUUGCCAGACCGAGCAUCUCGAGGCCGAGCGCGACUCGCUGGCGUCGGCAAACGCUGCUCUGCAGAGCCAGACCGAGUCGCUACGGCUCGACCAUGAAGCCUCGCUGCAAGUCUCGUCGUCAACUAUUCUCGAGCUGGAGGACGCCAAGACUGAGCUGGAGGCCAAGCUGGAUGCUGCCCGCGGCGAGCGCGAUGCGGCGCUAGCACUGCAGGACGAGCUGAAGGAGGCACAAGCCGGGAUCGAAGCCGACCUCCGCAAGCUCGCCGAAGAGCAAGCAACCAAGGUUGACGAGCUGCAGACGCAGCUAGCGCUCGCUGAGGAGACCGUCAUGGUCCAUGCAGCCGUGCUCACCGCCCGCGACCGCGACCUUGCCGACGCCCGCGCACAGCUCGAGGCAGCUCAUGCCGACCUGGAGCAGAUGGCGGUGCUCGGCAAGGAACUCAGCGCCAAGGCUGCCGCUGCCCAGCGCGCGGAGGCGGCGGCUGUGCAGCGCGCCGAGCGCGCCAAGGCUGCCGCCCAGGACGCGCAGCUGCAGGCCGAGGCCAUCACCUCAUCGCGGAGCUCGCUGCUGGCAGAUCUCCACGCGGCUCAAGCGUCACUGGAAGACUCGCGUACCGAGGUGGCCAAGCUGCGGGUAGAGGUUCAGCGCUUUGACGCCGAGCUGGCCACCGUGCGUGCCCAGAAUGCCUCGCUCACCUCAGAGCUCGAUGCCGAAAUGAUCCACGGGGCCAAGCUUCAAGAGCAAGUCAACGCCAUGCACGGACUGCGGACCCAGUCGCUCAACGCCGAAGCAACCGCCGAGGAUCUACGCCGGACGCUCGAAGCCGAGACACUCGCGCGCGAGGCCGCCCAGGACGACGCGGUCGCACUCCGUGACCGUCUUGCUGCCGCCACCCGCGAGCUCACUCAGUCGCGGGCAAGCUGUGCCGAUGCAAUUCGCGACCGCGACGCGCUUCAGGCACGGCUGGACGCUGCACUUACACUGCAGUCGACGGUUGAGGCUCGAUGCACCCGUCUUGCGACCGAGGCCGAUGCCGUGCCGCAGCUCCGCAAGGAGCUGCGCAUGUUGCAGCGAAGCGUUGAUGCGGCCCAGGCCGAGAAUCGCGAACUCGAGCGUGCCGUCGAGGCUCAGCGCGAGCGAGUCCAGGCCGAGCGCGCGUCGGCUGCAAGCGCCGUAUCCGAGCGGACAGCGGCGCUAGCAGAGGCCGAGCGAAUGCGGAUCGAGCUGCAGACGGCCGAGGCUGCUCUUGCCGCCGCUCAGGCGGCAGCUGCUGACGCCCGCGCCGCCGCCGACGAGGUUACUGUCGCGCUUGUCGUGCGCGACGGCGACCACGCGUCGGCGGUCACAGCUGUCGAGACUCAAAUUGCGGCCGCCCGCGCUGAGGCGCAGGCCGCGCUCGAGGCCGCGGACGCAGCCGAAGGCCGAGCCGCUCAGAGCGCCGCCCGAGUCGCUGCCGUCCAAGCCGAGCUCGCUGCCAAGGACUCUGGUCUUGCCGAGCUCCGAGCCUCGCUCACUGCUGCCCGCAACGAGCUUUCGGCAACGCGGGUUGCGCUCUCGGGGGCACAGGCCGAGGCCGAGCGCGAUGCCGCUGCCGCGGCUGCUUCUGCUUCGCAGCUGGAGCAGACCAAGGUGCAGCUGGACGAGCAGAUGCAACUUCUAGAGGCUGCAGAUGAGCGAGCUGCACGGGCCGAACGGGCGCAGGGAGUGGCUCGCGCCGAAGCCGAGUCGGCGCGAGCCAAGGCAGUGUCUGCCGCCUCUGAUGCCGCCCGUCUACGCGACGAGCUCGACACUGCGCGUCAGGCCGCCGCUGAGGCCCGGGUCGAGUUUGAGCUUGCUGACGCAGCCCGCGAGGAGGCUGUGACUUCUGCCGACGCGCUUGUGUCGCGGGUGCAAGUCCUGGGCACACAGUUGAAAGAGGCCCGCGUCCAGCUGCAGGCUGCGUACGACGAGGCAGCGGUGGCCAAGAGCGCGGCGGCGGAGCGCGAGCAGGAUCUCCGCAACGAGUCCCAGUCGGAGAUCCGCCGCCUCGAAGCCGCGCUCGAGCGCGCGCAGGCAGCAGCUGUGCAGGCAGCCGACACCGCUGCAGCCCAGACGCAGUCGGACAUGCAAAGCCAAUGCUCCGAGGCCGACGUCGACGCGGUGCGUGAGCGGAUGAAGGACCAGUACGAGAGCCUGCUGAGCCAGGUCAAGGGCGCGCACAAAGCGGCUGCCGCCAGAUCUGCACAACGAAUUGCCGACUUGGAGGCGCGGCUGGAGGACGUUGAGCGAGCGGCCGACGAGGCCCGCAUGGCCGCGCGCGCCGCACAGGAACGAGGCUCGGGGGCGCCGCACAGCUUGCGCCUCUCGGCCGCAGAGCUGGAGGAGAUCCGGCAGGCGCUGGCAGCCGCGCUUGCCGACACCGAGCUCUCGGCUGAGAUUUGUGUGCAUGUCGAGGCGCUGGAAAGCAGCCUUGUGCCGCUGCAGCGGCUGCUUGAGCAGGCCGGAGCCGGGCGCGAGACUGGCGAGCUUGACGCUGACCUAGUGGUGGCAAGCGCCGCCGAGGGCCGCGGCCCAAGCCCAGCGUUUGUGGUCGAGAUCGACGCCGAAGGCGAUGAACCAGCAGCGCUGGUGCGGAUGCUGGCCGCGCAAAUGGAGGCCGAGGCGGCGUUUCUGGCAGGCGAGUCGAGCCGACUGGCCAAGGCCGGCAUGGGCGUGUCGGACGAGUUGGUCUCGACGCUUCACAGCUUGCUUGCCGAGAAUGCGCAACUGCGUGCUGCAGUUGCAGCGAAAACCCGGGCGCUGGAGGAUGCGGCGGAAGUCGGCGGUCGUGCGGCUGAGACGAGGAUUGCUCAGCUGUUGGAGGAGCGCAGCGCGCUUGCGGUCAAGCUUGCCGAGGCGCAGAGCGCAGUGCAGGCGUCCGACCGUGCCACACAGGGCGCGGUACGCAAGGCGCUCGUGGCUCAGGCCGAGCAGGCCGAGCGCGAGCGGGCCCGCGCGCUAGCCAAGGUCGACGACGCGGCGAUGGCGCACAUUGCGCGUAAUGCUGAGGCGAUGGCAUUAGUGCAGGCACUGGCAGCCGGAAGCCAGCCGGGUGGGUUGUCGCGGGCAGCGCGUCUGGUGGCCGACGAGGUGGCGCCUGCGGUCGAUUCGCGCGAGGCCGAUGCCGCGCGGAAGUGGAGCCAGGCCGAGGCGCGAUACUCUGCCCACGUCGGCCAACUUGAGACCGAGCUGGCACGGCUGCAGGCCAAGCUGACUGGCACAGCUGCGCCUGACGUUGCCGAUCUUCUCUCCCAGCUUCACCUGGAGCAGCAGGCGCGGGUCCACGCGCAGGCCGAGGCUACGGCGCAGCAGGCCGCCGGCGCUCGGCUCAAGACCGACAUGCUUCGCGAGAUCUCGCGUCUCCGCGUCAAGCUGCAGCAAGUCCAAGUCCGAUUCCUCGAGCUCGAAAACGAAUCCCAAGCCGAGACACUUGCCCUCAGGGAACGUGGUGGGGCUGGUGUUUAUGCUGUGUUUGCGGCUGGUGGCAAGCAGUACAAGGUCCAGGUCGAUGAUGUGGUGGCUAUGGAUGCCCUCAAGGGUACCUCCCUCGGUGACGCGGUCGCCUUUGACUCGGUCCUGGCCAUCGGAUCGCCAGCAGAGACUCUCGUCGGCACUCCGUACUUGCCCAACACAAAGGUUGUGGCUCAGGUCAUCGAGGUCACUCGCUCUGCAAAGGCGACAGUCUUCAAGAAGAAGCGCCGCAAGGGCUACACCCGUACCGCCACCCAUCGCGCCCCCAUCACCGUCCUCCGCAUCGACUCCAUCGUUGCUCUCUGA